ACCAACUAGUUGUUUGAAGGUGAACAACCCCUUUAAGAAGACUAUGGACUGUAAAUUAAAGAAUGGCCUUGGACUAUCUAGACUGGGGUCGGGGAAUAUUGCAAUAUUUAAGGUCAACCGAGAUGUUUAUAUGGAGUGGACCUCCGCUAAGGGAUUUGGUUCUUCUAUAGGCAAUUCUUGCCCUUGGCUUUGGAGAUAUUGGGGUUUAGGGAUUUAACCCCAUCAUAAGUGGAACAUCUAGAUAUGGAAUAUGGAAUAUAUAAUAUCUGUAGAUGUCAAACUGAGAAUUCCAGCACAGUUAUGACUUCCGACAGAUCAUUGUGACGUCAUAUGAUGGGAAUGUACUUUUUAACCCUUUAAAUACCCCUCAUUUUGGCCUCCUCACUAUGUACAGAUUUAAGAACUAAUGCUGCAGUAUUUUCAGGCUCCCAUGUGACCCCUCUCCCCUUUUUUUUUCUUCUUAAUUUGGCAUUAAAAUCUCCACAAAUACUUGGACGUUUCCCCCCCCCCCCCCAAAUGGAUAAUCUAUUUGUUGCACAUCAACUUAAAGAAAAGAGGGAGAAAAAAAUCACUUUAGCAGAAGUUGGACUUUUCAAAUCGAUUAACAGAUGUUCCUCUGGCAGCUGCAGGGGGGGGGUUGCACAAUCGCUGGGUUAUUCGUGGAAGCGUUUGUUUUAGGGCUUGGACAGCCUUUGAAAAUCUAUUAGCACAUAAAUUACAUAAACGACAUCAGGAGGAGGUCGGGACUUGGAGCGAGAGAUCUUCAUUUGCGCGGAGGGCGUUGUCCUAUCGCCAGAGAACUCUAAGCAGCAGCGUUCGCUCCCGAAUCCAAUGGAUCUCGUUUAUUUCUCUCGUCCCUCAGCUUCGACUUGGACUUCAGACUUGUGAUCAAUUCCUAAUCUGUGGACAUUUCAGUUUGGAGGAGAAGCUUCUGGGCUGGUGGGCAGUGCAAUGGUCUCUCAGCACUUUGUGGUUCUGCUCAUGUCUCUCUAUUGUCUGACCCAGUCUGUGGUGGAGAGCAGCUCCUGGUGGUCGUUAGGCAUGAACCCGGUGCAGAUGCCGGAGGUUUAUAUCAUCGGGGCUCAGCCGCUGUGCAGCCAACUGUCUGGGCUAUCGCAGGGUCAGAAGAAGCUCUGCCAACUGUACCAGGACCACAUGCAGUUUAUUGGAGACGGGGCCAAGACUGGGAUCAAGGAGUGUCAGUACCAGUUCAGGCACCGGAGGUGGAACUGCAGUACCGUGGAUAACACCUCAGUGUUUGGGAGAGUCAUGCAGAUAGGUAGCAGGGAGACCGCCUUUACUUACGCCAUCAGCGCUGCAGGAGUAGUGAACGCAGUGAGUCGCGCCUGCCGAGAGGGGGAGCUCUCUACUUGUGGCUGCAGCAGAGCCGCCCGACCCAAGGACCUGCCCCGGGACUGGCUAUGGGGCGGCUGUGGCGACAACCUGGAUUAUGGCUACAGGUUUGCCAAGGAGUUUGUCGAUGCCCGGGAAAGGGAGAAGAUUUACCAGAAAGGAUCAUAUGAGAGUUCAAGGAUUAUGAUGAAUCUCCACAAUAAUGAGGCCGGAAGGAGGGCAGUAAGUACCUUGGCUGAUGUCGCCUGCAAGUGCCAUGGAGUCUCCGGUUCUUGUAGCCUUAAAACUUGUUGGCUUCAGCUGGCGGACUUCCGCAAGGUAGGGGACCACUUAAAGGAGAAAUACGACAGCGCGGGAGCCAUGAAGCUGAACACUAGAGGAAAGCUAGUGCAAGUCAACAAUAAGUUUAACUCACCCACAAUGAAUGAUCUGGUUUACAUCGACCCCAGCCCGGAUUACUGUGUGCACAAUGAAAGUACUGGAUCCUUGGGGACCCAGGGCAGGCUAUGCAAUAAAACGUCCGAGGGGAUGGAUGGAUGUGAGCUCAUGUGCUGUGGAAGGGGCUACGACCAGUUCAAAACGGUACAGACUGAGAGGUGUCACUGCAAAUUCCACUGGUGCUGCUACGUCAAAUGCAAAAAAUGCACCGAAGUCGUUGACCAGUUUGCAUGCAAGUAGAACUCCAAGCACAGACCUUAGGACCUAUAUCAGAUAUCAGCUUUUUUUUUUAUUUAUAGACAUCACAUGGGAGUUGCAGACAGAAAGGCUUCUGGGUCCACCUCUCCUCGGUAUCAAACAACCAGCCUGGAAUAUAAAGAAACAAA
This is a messenger RNA of Xenopus laevis (African clawed frog), 2177 nucleotides long. RefSeq names its product Wnt family member 5A S homeolog (gene wnt5a.S). Lineage: Eukaryota; Metazoa; Chordata; Amphibia; Anura; Pipidae. Gene Ontology annotation, biological process: cell fate commitment; neuron differentiation; Wnt signaling pathway. The record is from RefSeq and is a predicted model, not a curated record. Gene Ontology annotation, molecular function: frizzled binding; signaling receptor binding; cytokine activity. Gene Ontology annotation, cellular component: extracellular region. The transcript has 5 exons. Bases 952 to 2031 code for a protein of 359 amino acids.